UCAACUCAAGUUACAUUUUAAGCUGGAAAAUACCCUAGGGGAUUUUGUGAAUAUAAAUUUAUACAAUUAAAUAGAAUAAUCUAAUAUAAGUAACAGAAGGAAAGUGAAACAUAUUUUAUUUUUAUUUUGAACAAGAAAGAGAAAUAUUUUGAAGCAAGACGCUUGACCGCCAAUGGCAGCGACACCCAGAAGUGAAGCAGACGCCGAUACGGCCGCCAAUUCAUCAUCCGUACAAUUCGGCACGGCGGAAGCGCUUGAACACGUCCGCAAACUGACGGACGUCGGAGCCAUGACCCGUCUCCUCCACGAAUGCAUUGCCUACCAACGAGCCCUAGAUCUCGAACUUGAAACACUACUUUCCCAACGCUCUGAUUUAGAUCGCCAAUUGUCAAACCUCCACAAAUCCGUCGAAGUUUUGGAGAUUGUCAAGGUUGACUCCUCCUACAUGCUCUCAAACGUCUCCUCCACCUCCGCUCUCGCCGAUCAGGUCUCCGCCAAGGUCCGUCACCUCGAUCUCGCCCAAUCGCGCGUUCAGGACACUCUCCUCCGCAUCGAUGCCAUCGUCGACCGAUCCAACUGCCUCGACGGUGUCCACAAAUCUCUCCUUUCCGAGGACUUCGAAUCAGCCGCAUCAUACAUUCAAACAUUUCUCCAGAUUGACUCCAAGUUCAAAGACUCCUCUGCAUCUGAUCAGCGCGACCAGCUCCUUUCCUAUAAGAAGCAAUUGGAAGGCAUCGCCAAGAAGAAGCUUUCGGCAGCGGUGGAUCAGCGGGAUCAUCCGACCAUUCUCCGCUUUAUUAAGCUCUACACUCCUCUCGGCCUUGAAGAGGAGGGCUUGCAGGUUUAUGUUAGUUACUUAAGAAAAGUCAUUUCCACCCGAACCAGGAUGGAGUUCGAGCAAUUGGUGGAACUCAUGGAGCAGCCAAAUAACCAGAGCCAGGUGAAUUUCGUCACUUGUUUGACUAAUUUAUUUAAAGAUAUUGUCUUGGCUAUUGAGGAAAACAAUGAGAUUUUAAGGAGUUUGUGUGGUGAGGAUGGCAUUGUUUAUGCAAUUUGCGAGUUACAGGAGGAAUGUGAUUCUCGGGGUUCUAAUAUUUUGAAAAAAUUCAUGGAAUAUCGAAAAUUGGCCAAAUUGACUUCUGAAAUUAAUUCGUAUAAGAGCAACUUGCUGUCAGUUGGGGUGGAAGGGCCUGACCCUAGAGAAAUCGAGCUUUAUUUAGAAGAGAUACUUUCAUUGACACAGCUGGGUGAGGAUUACACAGAGUACAUGGUGUCCAAAAUAAGGAGCUUGACAUCUGUGGAUCCAGAAUUAGGCCCACAAGCCACAAAGGCUUUUAGGAGUGGGAAUUUCAGCAAAGUUUCCCAGGACAUCACUGGUUAUUAUGUCAUUUUAGAAGGCUUCUUUAUGGUGGAGAAUGUGAGGAAAGCUAUCCAGAUUGAUGAGCAUGUGUUUGAUAGUCUCACUACAUCCAUGGUUGAUGAUGUUUUUUAUGUUUUGCAAAGUUGCUGUCGAAGGGCAAUUUCUACCUCCAAUAUCAACUCGGUGAUUGCAGUGCUUAGCGGUGCUGUGAGUUUAUUGGGAGGUGAAUUUAACGAGGCAUUGCAGCAGAAUAUGAGGGAGCCUAAUCUUGGAGCAAAGCUUUUUUUGGGUGGUGUUGGAGUGCAGAAGACUGGUACAGAGAUUGCCACGGCCUUGAACAACAUGGAUGUCAGUAGUGAGUAUGCAUUGAAACUGCGCCAUGAGAUUGAAGAGCAAUGCCUAGAGGCAUUCCCUGCACCAGCAGAUAGAGAGAGGGUUAAAUCUUGCUUAUCGGAAUUGAAUGAGAUUAGCAGCAGUUUUAAGAAGGCAUUGGGUGUUGGAAUGGAGCAACUGGUGGGGACUGUGACACCCCGGAUAAGGCCAGUGUUAGACAGCGUGGCAACCAUCAGCUAUGAGCUGUCUGAAGCAGAAUAUGCAGAGAAUGAAGUAAAUGACCCGUGGGUGCAAAGGCUUCUCCAUGGUGUCGAGAGCAAUGUUGCAUGGCUUCAGCCAUUGAUGACAGCAAACAAUUACGACACAUUUGUGCAUCUUGUUAUUGACUUCAUUGUGAAAAGGCUUGAAGUGAUAAUGAUGCAAAAGAGAUUCAGUCAACUUGGUGGUCUUCAGCUUGAUAGAGAUGCGAGGACGUUGGUUAGUCAUUUCUCCAGUAUGACACAGAGGACUGUUAGAGACAAAUUUUCUCGUCUAACACAGAUGGCUACUAUCCUAAACUUGGAAAAAGUGUCUGAGAUAUUGGAUUUCUGGGGGGAAAACUCAGGGCCUAUGACUUGGAGAUUAACUCCUGCUGAGGUCAGAAGAGUAUUGGGUCUCAGGGUGGAUUUCAAACCUGAAGCAAUAGCUGCUCUCAAAUUGUAGUCCUUAUGUGUUGUUGCUUAUCAUUUUUUUUCCCUGUCAUGCCAUUUCUUCUUGCUUUGCAAUUAUAACGUUUAGAUUUUGAGCUAGAGGAGAGAUCAAGUUGCAAGAUAUGUAUGUAUCAAUCAUCUGAAGUUUCGUAGUCUGUGCUUUUCAAUAAACAAGUCCCUUUAGUAUUUGUGUCAUGUGAACGAAAACAGUAGGUCAAUGAAUAAUGUUUAUUGUUGCUUGCUGA
Molecule: messenger RNA, 2627 nt
Organism: Erythranthe guttata (spotted monkey flower)
Lineage: Eukaryota; Viridiplantae; Streptophyta; Magnoliopsida; Lamiales; Phrymaceae
Product: conserved oligomeric Golgi complex subunit 4
Source: RefSeq, a predicted model, not a curated record